Molecule: messenger RNA, 1272 nt
Organism: Panicum hallii
Lineage: Eukaryota; Viridiplantae; Streptophyta; Magnoliopsida; Poales; Poaceae
Product: PLASMODESMATA CALLOSE-BINDING PROTEIN 3-like
Exons: 4
Coding region: 303-884 (193 amino acids)
Source: RefSeq, a predicted model, not a curated record
GGCGCCCGUGCCAGAUCAAAUACACCGAAGCGGAAGCACGCGUGCUCCUCCUACCGCCGCUCUUGUCCUCACCCGGAGGGAGUGACCCUGCCAGCCGCUGCCACUGCGCACACACUCCUCUCCCGAGAACACGGCUACACUCUGCUCGGGGCAUCUCCUCUCUCUCUAGAAGAGGAACAAGCAGCUGGGCCGAGCGCAGUUGCCCCAUCUCUCUCUCUUCCACACGAAUCUCUCUCCAUCCCCGGAGUUCUCUCGCGUGCCCGCAGGGGCGUUCCUUGGGUGAUCUUCGGUAGCGGCGGACCAUGAAGGCGCUGGUGGUGGCGGUGGUGCUUCUGCUCUCCUCCACUCUCGCCGCGUCACAAUGGUGCGUGUGCAGGCAGGAUGCGCCGCAGACCGCGCUGCAGAAGACCAUCGACUACGCCUGCGGCGCGGGGGCGGACUGCAACUCCAUCCAUGAGAACGGGCCGUGCUACAACCCCAACAACGUCCCCGCGCACUGCUCCUGGGCGGCCAACAGCUACUACCAGAACAACAAGGCCAAAGGCGCUACCUGCGACUUCACCGGCACCGCCACCCUCACCACCAGCGACCCAAGUUCUUCUGGCUGCUCUUACCCUACAAGUGCAAGCGCUGUUGGAACAAUGACCCCGACGACUGGAGGCGCAAUGGGAGGAACCCCAGGAACAGGAACCUUCACGCCCGGUGCUGGCACCACCGGCACUGGCAUGGGAACCGGCACUACUACUGGGACCACUGGCACUGGGUUCGGUCUGGGACCAGCAGGCACGGGUGCCGGCAUGGACACUGCAGCUGCGGGCUUGCUCCCAAGGGCUGGGCUGGUCGCCGUCCUCACUAUGCUCCUCUCCGCCAUCGCAUUCGCAUGACAUUUGACCCCUCUAGACAAGACCCUACUCCUCCUACCUGCUAGUAGAAAGCACACCACCCAUGGAGUGCUCUGAUGAUCCAUGGAGAAAGGAAGAGAAGCCUAGUGCAUCCUGUCCGAAACUCCACUAGUGCCUAGUUGGUGUUUGGUGCCGAUGGGGUUCAUGGGUGGGGUGCUGUUUUGUUUCUCCGUGACCGCACCAUGUUCUUCUGCGUACUCUGUAAUUUGGUAGGAUGGCUGUCUCUGUCAUGCAAGGACGAUUGUCUACCUUUUUAUUCUGUCAUUAAUCAUGUAAAUGUAGGGAAGCCAGUAGGUUAGCUCGAGGCUGGUUGCAAUGAAAAUGCUGCUGGGACAAUGCCAUGGUGAGCUUUUCAUCAACUUGCAUGUCA